GACAAGCAGAAGAUUAUGUGAUACAGAUUGAAUACCUGUAUCAACCAUUUAACCACAUUAAAAUGCAUCCCCCUGGCAAGCCGACCGUCAUCAAUGCCUCAAUCGCCUGGACACCAGGAGCUCCCAUUUCAGAAAUGAUAUUCAACUAUGACUUCCAACUACAGUGGAAACAGGAACUACAUCACUGGGAGGAUGCUGUGGAGGUGAACAUAUCAAAUAAACAGACAUAUUUUGACCUGGACCCUGAGAUGCUGGAGAGAGGAAGGAGGUACCAGGUCAGAGUCCGGGUUCGAGCCGACCCAGACGAUUACCCAGCCUGUCAGUGGAGCGACUGGAGCCCCAGUGCAUCAUGGGUCUCCACUCUGGGCCAGAUGAAGCCAACAGGUAGUCCUGAUGUUCUAGACCAGGACUUUGUGGUGGUCACCGUGGUGGGAGCUGUUGUUGUACUGGUCCUGCUGGUCUCCAUGUUGCUCUGCAAAGGAAAGGUCAAGAAUAUUCUGAAUCCUCCUAUACCAGAUCCCUCCAGGUACUUUGAGGGCCUCAACCUCCAUCACGAUGGAAACUUCAAGGCUUGGCUGGGUCCUUUGUUUGCCCUUGAAUCCAACAACUCUGCCUCGCACCGUGAAGACAUCUCCCAGGUAGAGAUCACCGACAGCCUGGACAACGUCACCCCCUUGAGGACGACACCACCACAAGAGAAGAGAUGGGACAACAGUGGCCACUCCUUCUGCUCCGGCUUCUCCAACUCCAGCUACUUCUUAUCUCAAUGCUCCCAGCCUGGAUCCACCUCCAUCAAGCUGGAACCCUGCUCUGUACACUCCCCUUACGGACCAGUAGGGGGCACUACUGAAAUGAUAGAUGAGUGGAAGGAGGAGAACAGAGGAGAAAGGGAUGGAUAG
This is a messenger RNA of Oncorhynchus gorbuscha (pink salmon), 899 nucleotides long. RefSeq names its product interleukin-2 receptor subunit beta-like. Lineage: Eukaryota; Metazoa; Chordata; Actinopteri; Salmoniformes; Salmonidae. Gene Ontology annotation, biological process: immunoglobulin mediated immune response; cytokine-mediated signaling pathway. The transcript has 6 exons. The record is from RefSeq and is a predicted model, not a curated record. Gene Ontology annotation, cellular component: membrane; external side of plasma membrane. Bases 63 to 899 code for a protein of 278 amino acids. Gene Ontology annotation, molecular function: cytokine receptor activity; protein binding.